Molecule: messenger RNA, 3484 nt
Organism: Cheilinus undulatus (humphead wrasse)
Lineage: Eukaryota; Metazoa; Chordata; Actinopteri; Labriformes; Labridae
Gene: p3h2
Product: prolyl 3-hydroxylase 2
Exons: 15
Coding region: 189-2234 (681 amino acids)
Biological process (GO): collagen metabolic process
Cellular component (GO): endoplasmic reticulum
Molecular function (GO): procollagen-proline 3-dioxygenase activity; L-ascorbic acid binding; iron ion binding
Source: RefSeq, a predicted model, not a curated record
GAGCCAGAGAGGGGUCACAACAAAAUGUGUGUCCCCGACUGAGGCAACAUUAUUUCCGCCCUGGCCCUGCUCCGUCCUGAGUGUGUUUGUGAGGAGUUUUAAAUGGACUCAAACACGAGUCGAAGCUGCUUGUUGUUGUGACUGACAACCGCCUAGUCCGCUCCUCACCGUCUGAACCGAAGCAGAGGAUGGAUGGAAACUUUCCCCUAGCUUCUCUCGCCUCAGUAGUCCUGCUAACUCUGUUGUUGUCAUCUUCUGCAGCUUUCCUGGAGCCUUACGACCUUUUAUACAAUAAUGCCGUUCAAGCGUUUUACAACAGCGACUAUGAAAACGUGGUGCGCUACAUGGAGGGAGCGCUCAGCAGCUACACUGAGGUCCGACGCACCAGAGUUCGGUGCCGGCUGAGGUGCCAAGACCAGCAUCCGUUUGAUGGGACCUUCACGGACCUGCGCUUCUUCGAUGUGGUGCUCCGGAGAGCAUCGUGCAUGAACAAAUGUAUUGAGGAGAAACUCGGCUCACAGUCUAUGCACAAAGUCAGUGAGGAUGUAGUCCAGGACUUCAACAGGAGGAUCCCCUACAACUAUCUACAACUGGCUUAUCAGAAGUUGAAGCAGCCAAGCAAAGCAGCAGCGGCAGCUCACACAUAUUUCCAGGCAAACCCUGAACAUGUGGAGAUGGGUCAGAACUUGGAGCAGUACAAAGACCUGCAGGGCGUGAAGGAGGAACACUUUGUGGACAGAGAGGCCCGGCCACACCAGCGCUCCUUCAUGGCAGCAGUGAAGCUGUAUGAUAAAGGCGACUAUGAAGGAGCCAUACUUCUCUUUGAGGAGGCUUUAGAGGAGUAUUUCAAAGCAGACGUGGAAUGUCGGGCCCUCUGUCAGUGGCCCCAGAGAUUUGAAGGCCACGACCACCUCCGCUACAAAUACAGCCUGCAUGAGUUAAUAUCAGAUCACUUCACUCAGGUUUUGCACUGUGAACACGAGUGUGUUCGAGAUCUCGCCACCCGGCCGGGUCGCCUCUCACCCAUGGAGAACUACCUGCCUCUGCACUAUGACUACCUGCAGUUCGCCUAUUACCAGGUGGACCGUCUAGAGGAGUCUUUACAGUGUGCUCUGACCUACCUGUUAUUCCAUGAGGAAGAGGAGUUUGUCACAGAAAAUGUGGAAUACUACAGAGAGAUGCUGGGUCACGACGGCAAGCCAAGAGAGGAGGUUGCGUGGUACCUGAGGAGACACAAACAGGAACUGGAGCUCCUCCUGAUUGGCAGUAAAACCAUGGGCGUGGAAUUUACUGAAGGGAAUUACUGGAGCAGUUCAGGGGGAAGAGAUGACUCAAACAGGAUUCCUUCUGGUACAGACGGCUGGAUGGAGUACGUCCCCAUAUCAGAGAAGAAAAACGUCACUAUUGCUGCUCCUCAGCAGUUCAAAGAAGGAGGCCCCUUGGUGUACGACAACGUGCAGCUGGUGCAGAACUCAGCAGCCUUGAACGGGACCCAGCGGGUGCUGCUGGAUCAUGUCAUCUCAGAGGAGGAGUGUUCAGACCUCAGACACUUGGCACAUGCCGUUACCAUGGCAGGAGAUGGUUACAGAGGGAGAAUGUCUCCACAUACUCCCAAUGAGAAGUUUGAGGGAGCUACUGUACUCAAAACCCUGCAGUAUGGCUAUGAGGGCAGAGUGCCAAUGAGGAGUGCCCGUCUGUUCUAUGAUACCAGUGAGCGAGCGAGACGGAUUAUAGAGUCAUACUUCCUCCUAAACUCCACCCUGCACUUCUCCUAUACACACCUGGUGUGUCGGACAGCCAUCACAGGCCAGCAGGACCACAGGAAUGACCUGAGCCAUCCAAUCCACGCUGACAACUGUCUGCUUGACCCUGAGGCCAACGAAUGCUGGAAAGAACCUCCAGCUUACACCUACAGAGACUACAGUGCAUUGUUAUAUCUCAAUGGAGAUUUUGAAGGAGGGGAAUUCAUCUUCACAGAAAUGGAUGCCAAAACAGUCACGGCAUCAGUGAAGCCUAAAUGUGGCAGGAUGGUGGGUUUCUCCUCAGGAGGAGAGAAUCCACACGGAGUGAAGGCCGUCACGAGUGGGCAGCGGUGUGCUGUUGCCCUGUGGUUCACACUGGACCCACUCUACAGAGAACUGGAGAGGCUGCAGGCGGACGAGGUGAUCCAGGCAUUGGACGUUCAGGCAGUGUGGGGUCAAGGCCUCAACAUCAACCCUAAAGAUGAACUUUGAACAAACAGCAAAAAAAAGAGAGAAAAAAAAACAUCCUACCCAAAUGCCUUCCAUCAAAUAUAUAUUUUAACUAUUUAUUGAAAUGAGCUUUGGAUCAGAACAUUUCUAUUUUUGUACUGUUUGAGGUGCAAGAUUUUUAAUGUUGUUUUGUGUUGUCAGUAAUAAUGUUUUGUUUCAUGUUCAGGACUUGAGUUUGUUUCCUUGCUUUUCCUUCCAGUGACAGUUUCUACUGGUGAAAGAAACCCUUAUCACUCAAAUUAGCAAUAUUAGGUGAAUCAGCAGCAGAGACUGAUUUAGUGUAAAACUACUCGUAUCUGUAAUCUCUCUGAACUGUGAAAACGCCAUAGAGAAGAACGGUGGAUAAAGACCUUUUUUUUUUUACUUUUUUGACAAAAUGUUCAAUGGGUUAUAUUCAAAAUAUACAGAUAUAAUGUGUCUCCUUUUAGUAGCCAGUAUUUAAAUGAUUUAAUCUGAAAUGGUACUUUUACAUUUUCUAGUACUCAUAAAACAACAUAAUUCAAUACUGUUUUUAUAUUUAAGUGCCAGUAAUACUUCCUCUGACUGUAGGCAGUGCACUGUUCUUCUAACUUGUGUAUCUGAUAAAACAUUAGGAAAGAGAUCUGUUCUAAUAUGCUGAAUAUUUAAUGAUCCUGCACUCUCUUUCCGUGUGUGUGUGUGUAUGUGUGUGUGUGGGGGUGUGUGUGUAUGUGUGUGAUCUGAAACUGAAAAUUGCUUCAGUAACUCACUUUGUCCACUUUACCCUCUUAGUUUUGUUGUUUGUUUUGUUGUUGUUUGUAACUUUUUCUGGGCACAAGGAGCACAAGACUGGUUUAAAUGUUCACUGACACGAGGCAUAUGUGUUUUUUGUUUUAUUUAUGUCUUCUAUUAAUUGACAGCUGCUGCUGUAACUGUCUGCAUUUUAUAAGAUGAGCUUUUAUUCAUAAAAGAUAUCUAUUGUUCCUGUUUAAAGGAAUAUAAAUCUAUGUAUUUGUUCAGCCUUAUAUGUCUUUAUAUUUGUGUUGAUGAUAAUGGUGAUAGGCCAAGUCGUGCACUGUAAAUCCAAUGGAGGGGAACAUAUAAGGGUAGCAUUUUUUCCUACAUAGAUCAAACUGCUAACCAGAAACAUAGUCCUGUUGUUUUGAAAAGGUUGGCCACUUUUGUUUCACUGAGGUUUGAUUCUGAAAUGCUGUAGCACAAAAAGUGUAUGUGUACAUGCCUAUAAAUUAAAUAUUUGAUAUUCAACACUUGUA